AUGGCUCCUCUGCCACCACCCGACGCGCCGUCCCUCGCCGCCCUCUCGACCGCCGAGCUCCGGAGCCUCCUCGCGCCGUGCACCACGCUCGCCGGUCCCGGCCUCGUCUUCCGCAACUGGGCGACCACGUUCCGGUCCCUCGUCACCGCCCGCUUCAAGCCCACCACCGUCGACCAGGUCCGAUGGGCGGUCGAGCUCGCGAGGAGGGAAGGCCGUGAGCUGCGCGCGGCCGGCGCAGGUCACUCGCCGAGCGACAUCGUGUGCACCGGCGGCUACCUGCUCGACCUGCGCAGCCUCGACAAGGUCCUCGAUGUCGACUCGGCGACCCAGACGUUCCACGCCGAGGGCGGCAUCGUCCUCAAGAACCUGCAUCCGAUCAUCGCCGAGCGCGGCAACCUCGCCAUCUCGUCGCUCGGGUCCAUCUCGGACCAGACGCUCGCCGGCGCCAUCUCGACCUCGACCCACGGCUCGGGCGUCUCCUUCCCCUCGAUUUCGACCACGGCCACCUUCCUCGACAUCGUCCUCCCGCUCCCCGACGCCCCCGUCGUCCGCGUCUCGCGCGCCGCCGACGAGGACCCGGACCUGUUCCACGCGGCCCUGUGCGGCCUCGGCGCGGUCGGCAUCGUCGUCGGCGUCGGCAUGCGCGCCGAGCGCACGUUCAAGCUCGAGGAGGAGACGUUCUCGAUGCGGUUCGACGAGUUCACGCGCCACUGGAGCGAGAUUGCCGAGAGCGCCGAGCACGUCCGGUGCUGGUGGUUCCCGCAAGUCGGCCGCGUCAAGGUCAGCCGGUUGAACCGCACCGACAAGCCCGUCACGCCUCGCCCGUCGGCCCUGUCGCUGUGGUACUCGGACAUCUUCCUCGCCAAGCGCGUCCACGCCCUCGCCCUCUUUGCGGCGCGCUACGUCCCGUCGCUCCUCCCGUACCACGCCUGGUUCAUGUGGACGUUCGUCCACCAGCCCGGGCCCGUCGACUGGCGCCUGUUCGCGCGCGGCCUGUGGAGCCGGCUGAGCGGCAGGGUGACGGCCGACGACCCGUGGCCGAGGGUCGAGGAGCUCGAGGGCUUUGCCGACGAGGCCAAGCGCGAGGAGCGGGCGGCGGCGGCCUCGGGCGACCCGGCGCGCGCCGCCGCGAACGAGCCGCAGAGCAGCGUCUCGCCCGCGUCGCCGGCAUCGUCGGCCGUCACGCUCGUCGAUGACGAGGCCGUCCUCGUCGACGACAAGAAGCUCCCGGCACCCGCCGCACCGCUCAUGGACCUCCUCACGCCGCCCUACACGCCUCCCGCCCUGUCGCCUUCCGACGGUACCUCGCCGACUCGCCGCCCGCGCAGCGCCUUGCCGCUCUCGCUCCCUGAACCCGCCUUUGUCACCAUCGACACCGUCCUAGACGAGUCGCUCGACGUCGACGAGAAGCGCACGUCGGCCAGCUCGACGACGGCGACGUCGCCGGGCAAGAAGCACUCGCUCCCGUGGCCGAUCCUCGAGGACGAGCCGACGUACCGGGUCGACCAGAGCGUCAACAUCUUCAACUACGACUGCGGCUUCCCUCAGUACACGUACGAGUCGUGCGUGCCCUACACGUCGACGGGCUCGGCCCUGUACGCGCUCAACGACUGGCACACGCGCGAGCUCGCCAAGCCGGGCUACCCGCUCCGGGCCCAUUUCCCGGUCGAGAUCCGGUGGGCCGACAAGGACGACGCGUGGCUGAGCCCGACGGGCAGCGGCAGGGGGUGCUACCUCGGCGCCAUUCAGUACCGCCCGUACAACCUCCCCGUCCCGUACCGCGCCCACUUUGCGCGCUUCGCAGCCCUCCUCGGCGCGUCGGCGCGCCCGCACUGGGCCAAGACGCACCAGCUCACGCCUGGCGACCUCGCGGCGCUGUACCCGCGCCUGGGCGACUUUGUCGCCGUGCGCGAGCGCGUCGACCCGCAAGGCGUGCUCGCCAACGCGUACGUGCGCCGGCACUUGAUGGGCGAGGUCGAGCGCGAGGGCAUGGAGCGCGAGGGGAGGAGGUACAAGGAGCGGGCGUGA
Messenger RNA from Rhodotorula graminis WP1, 2028 nucleotides. RefSeq lists its product as uncharacterized. The transcript has 5 exons. Lineage: Eukaryota; Fungi; Basidiomycota; Microbotryomycetes; Sporidiobolales; Sporidiobolaceae. Gene Ontology annotation, molecular function: D-arabinono-1,4-lactone oxidase activity; FAD binding. Gene Ontology annotation, cellular component: mitochondrion; membrane. The coding region runs from base 1 to 2028 and encodes 675 amino acids. The record is from RefSeq and is a predicted model, not a curated record.